AGAGGGGGAGGAGGUGAUGGGUCGUCGUCGUUGAUGAGACGCGAGGAUGGAGUAGUUGCGGAGUCACUGGUGGGAAUCGAACCGGGCUGUUUGAGAAGAGCGGCUUGAGGAUGGGAAGACAGGCGGACCCGUGAUAAGCUUCGUUACAAAUUGCGAACAUCAUCACGGGACCCACUUCCUCAUCACGAGUCCAGCCACGGUUGAUUAUUUAUCCGCGCAAGAGGCAAUCGACUCCCCCCACCACCCCACCCUUGCCCACGUGACACACGGAUUGCGUCACAAUAGGGGAGCACGUGCGCGCAAGACUGAAUUAUCACCCCGAGGGAAAUAAUCUGCUUUACCUGUCCUACUCGCUGCGCUAUCUUAACCACCACAACAACAGCAACAUCGUCAACGACAAUUUAGCAACAGAAAAAAAUAACCCCCAACCCUGAUGAGCUCCGGAAUUGAAGACGCACGCGUUCAGAAGCACAAGGACACAAAAACACACAAAUUCGAAAAUAUACAUAGACAAAGCCGUCCUACUUGCAGUGCUAUCACAACAACAAAAAGUCAAAGAUCCCCCAUAUAGCCUCUAAAGGACUAUUGGGGCAAGUGCUGUUCGCAAGCACCUGGCUAUUUUGACCAGUACGGCACACGAGGGGACGACGGGUCGCUAGCAUCACGCCACGCCCGGCCGCCUUUGUUUCCCCGGUGCUAAUGUUUAUGCACAGCUCCACCAGGUACUGAUCUUAAAGGCUGAGUCGACCUAAGGGAGGGCCGAGGAUCGAUUCAAAUAUUCGCCACUCAUUUGUUCGUGAGCGGAGAUCUAACUCGGGCCGCCGGGUUUGUAUCGCAGUACGCUGACGACUGCUCCACCGUUCCCUCCACAACAAAACACCACCAACAACAACAACAGCCGCUUGUGCCAGGCUAGGUGCACUCUGAAGCAGCCAGGUGAAGUGUGGAGGGCUCGCUACAGAUACAUUACCACAACCACCACCAACAACGAGACAUGCUGGAUUUAUAAUCUUUCGGACGUUCGCUCGCCAUUCGCUCGCAUCAGCGUCAGCAUCGAUCGCAGGGUCCUGGCCGAUUCUUCGACUGACCACUGGCGGCGUGGUGGUGGCAUGAACGUGAAGGCCGGAUGUCUGCUGAGAGCACCUACCCGGGAUCGAACUUGGGAGCUUGUAUCUUGCGGACUGUCCAACUUUGUCUCUCCCAGACGCAGGACUGGAGAGGGAGGUGGUAGACGAAGGCUGAUUGUUGCUGCUGCUGGUGGCUGUGGUGGUGGUGGUGGUGGUGAUGGUGGUGAUGGUGGUGAUGGUGGUGGUGGUUGCCAGGUAAAUAUCAAACGAAGCAAAAGCUUAAGGGAGAAAUUAGGGCUGAAUACAUUUUAAAAAACAACAACUCGAAUUCACAACAUAAUUAUCAUAAACUAAAUCAUUAUCAUAAAUUAAUCUCCCCCCCUCUCUCUCUGUUGCUCGAUAUUUGAAAUUGGGAGCGAGGGGGGCAGUCCUUUCGUGCACUACCCUCUACCUGCUAAACAAGAAUAAUAACUUCUGACGAAGGCCCAUAGUUGGCUAGCAUCAGUUUGUUGUCCUUCCCCUGCACCGCCGACUAGCACGGUUGGCUACGUACGGUGCGAAAGAAGUUUAACAUACAUCGACCACUGUGGUUGUGGUUUUAGUGGUGGUGGUGCAGUAUUGCCACCUGUCGAUUAACGGGGGAAGUCAGUAGCAAGCCCAUCAGAUUAUCGUUCUAAAAAUAAAAUCAUCAAGUCAUACACAUUUAUAUAUUUACAGACCCUUUGCCAAUCCACUGCUGGAUGAGGGCCUCACCACUCCUUGUUUGUCUAUCAAGGGGGUUGUUGGCUAUACGUCACCGCGCUGGCCACUGAUGUUAGCUUCAGGUAGCCCAGGUUGAAAGUGGAGGGCGCUAACCACUGCGCCACCGCUCCCUCACCUCGAAUUAAACAGGCAAAUACUGUUACACAGAAAACAAAGAUCCCACGGGUAGCCUUACCAGCUUUUUGUGGCAAUGGCCGUUAGCGAAUAUCACCAAUGAAGACCGGCACGGGACACAAGGGGUGACCAGCACCACGCCCGGCCGUCUUUGUCUCCCUUGUGGCGAUGUUUACACAGCGCAGCAGGUACUCAUUUGAGGCUGAGUCGACCUAGGAGAGGCCGAGCACCGGUUGAGCUAAUCGUGACAGGUGGGCGAGAAUCUAACUCUGGUAGCCGGGUUCGCAGCGCAGCGCGCUAACCACUACACUGCCGCUCCUCACACACGCGUGCAAAGAGACGCACAUAUAGUCGCACACACACAAAUCAGACACCUGCACACACCUACCCUACAGACACAAACGCCAUCACUCCAUCACCACCACGAGACGCGAGGACGAGAAGGAUGAUGACGACGUCGGGCGACGGAACCGCCGUGGCGUGCGUCGAGGUGACUGUGUGGGAAUGCGAACCCGAGACUCCGAGUCGGCGGCCGUGGCAUGGACUGGGACCCUGCCAGGGGAUGGGCGGAGUGGCGGGCCUCACGUUGGCUCAGCACGGCGGCAGCUUCAUCGCGGGUCAGUUCCUCGUGCCCAGCCACGGCUCAGCGGCCGGCGCCGGUGGCGGUGCCGUUCGUCCGCGUGGAUUUGGGAACGGCUCGGCAGGAUCUGGCUCCGGCUCGGGCUCGGGGGACGUUGCAGGCGGGGAGGAGAGCCCCCCCCCACCAGCGGAGGUGGAGGAGGGGGCGGGCGGUGGCCCGGGCACCGCGCCCGUGGCCCCCCGACGGCGAUGCGCGGUGCUGGACCCGCACGACAUCAUCCGAGCGCACGAGGCGCACAAAGCGCGCAGCACCCCCAAGGCGCGCCGCAAGGAGUGGGAGAUGUCCCGGCUAGGUGACGAGGCAUCACCGCUCUCCUCCGACUUGGCCAACCGCGGCGGGGCCGGCAUCCAGCAGCAGCAAACAAUGGUGGGGUCAGGUCCGGCUGCUGGUGGUGGUGGGAUGGGCGGGAUGGGUGGUGGCGCCGGCGGUGGUGGCGCUGGCACCCGAGGAGGAGGUGGCGGAGGUGGUGGAGGAGGAGCAGGAGGGCCGGGUGGGCCUGGGCAGAGGGCCUACAAGCAGACAAUGGCGCAGAGGGCCCGCUCUAUGGCCCUCUACAAUCCGAUGCCGGCGAGGAGAGGGUGCCUCGAUCCCAACCGAUCACUCUUCAUUCUGGGAGAAGACAACCCAUUCAGGAAACUCGCCAAGCGCAUCACCGAGUGGCCGCCGUUCGAAUGGAUGAUCCUGACGACGAUCAUCGCCAACUGCAUAGUGCUGGCGCUGGAGCAGCAUCUUCCCGACGAGGACAAGACGCCACUGUCCAAGAAGCUGGAGGAGACAGAGCCAUACUUCAUCGCCAUCUUCUGCUUCGAGGCGGGCAUCAAGAUCCUGGCGCUGGGCUUCCUGCUGCACAAGGGCUCUUACCUGCGCAACGGAUGGAACGUGAUGGACUUCGUGGUCGUCGUUACCGGGCUGCUCGCUAACAUGGGCAGCUACUACGACCUGCGGACUCUGCGUGCCGUCAGAGUGUUACGGCCGCUCAAGCUCGUGUCUGGCAUCCCAAGUCUGCAGGUGGUACUCAAGUCCAUCAUGAAGGCGAUGAUUCCCUUGCUACAGAUUGAGCUGCUCCUCUUCUUUGCCAUCCUCAUGUUCGCCAUCAUCGGCAUGGAGUUCUACAUGGGCAAGCUGCACAGCACCUGCUAUAACAAACGUCACCAAUCCUGGGAGGACGACCGCCUGUGUGGGGUGCGACCUUGCCCCAAUAACCUCGUGUGCCAGUCGGGCUGGAUCGGCCCCAACUUCGGCAUCACCAAGUUCGACAACAUCCUCUUCGCGAUCCUCACCGUCUUCCAGUGCAUCACCAUGGAGGGGUGGACAGACCUCCUCUACUAUACUAACGACGUGUACGGGAGCAGGUGGAACUGGCUCUACUUCGUUCCCCUCAUCAUCAUCGGCUCCUUCUUCAUGCUCAACCUCGUGCUGGGAGUUCUGUCUGGGGAGUUUGCCAAGGAGCGUGAGCGUGUGGAGAACCGCCGCGCCUUUCUCAAGCUGCGUCGGCAGCAGCAGAUCGAGCGCGAGCUCAACGGGUACAUGGAGUGGAUCUGCAAGGCCGAAGAGGUGAUGCUUGCGGAAGAGGACAGGAACGCGGAGGAGAAGUCUGCCUUCGACGGUAAGGGCGCCCCCCCUACCAGCAAUCGGAGGGCCACGCUACGGAAAAGCCGGAAUGAUUUAAUCCACGCAGAGGAAGGGAUCGGUGAUCUUACAAUGGGCUCCCCGUUCGCCCGCGCCAGCAUCACCGGCAUCAAAUCCGACGGCGCCAGCUUCCAGCGCAAGGAGAAGCGCCUGCGCUUCUGCAUCCGCCGCAUGGUGAAGUCGCAGGCGUUCUACUGGACGGUGCUCUGCCUGGUGGCGCUCAACACGCUCUGCGUCGCCAUGGUCCACUACAAGCAGCCCAAGGAGCUCACCGAAGUGCUUUCUUACAUGGAGUUUGUGUUCCUGGGUCUCUUCCUGCUGGAAAUGAUGCUCAAGAUGUAUGGGCUCGGGAUGCAGAACUACUUCCACUCCUCCUUCAACUGCUUCGACUUUGCGGUGGUGAUCGGCAGCAUCUUCGAAAUCAUCUGGUCCACUCUGCAGCCCAGGUCGGCGUUCGGCCUCAGGGUUCUGCGGGCCCUGAGGCUUCUGAGGAUCUUCAAGGUGACCAAGUACUGGUCAUCUUUGCGGAAUCUGGUUGUGUCUCUGCUCAACUCCAUGAAGUCCAUUGUGUCCCUCCUCUUCCUGCUCUUCCUCUUCAUCGUCGUCUUCGCUCUGCUGGGCAUGCAGCUCUCGGGGGCCAGUGAAUUUAACUUCGACCACAGCACCCCCGACACGAACUUCAACACCUUCCCGGCGGCCAUCAUGACCGUGUUCCAGAUCCUGACGGGCGAGGACUGGAACGUGGUGAUGUACGAUGCCAUCGUGUCGCAGGGCGGCGUCGACGACGGGAUGUUCGCCUCCCUCUACUUCAUCGUCCUCACCCUCUUCGGGAACUACACCCUCCUCAACGUCUUCCUGGCCAUCGCUGUGGACAAUCUCGCCAAUGCCCAGGAGCUGACCAAGGACGAGGAGGAGGAAGAGGAGGCUGCCACGCAUAAACUCGCCAUGCAGAAAGCCCGGGAGGUCGCGGAGGUCAGCCCCAUGUCGGCCGCCAAUCUGUCCAGCAAGGAGCCACGGCUCUCCUCCAAGCCACGCUCCGUGUGGGAGCAGCGCGCCAACGAGCUGCGGCGCCAGCACCUGCGCGCCACCAGCACGGAGGCCCUCAACGCCAGCCCCUUCCGCACCUCGUCGGCCUGCUACCGGCCCCCGCCCGACCCCACGGCCACGCGGCCCCCGCAGGCCGCCGGAGCCGCCGGAGCCGCCGGAGCCGCCGUCGUUGGCGGCGGCUCCGGUGUCGGAGUCGGCGGAAUCGCCGGCGCCGUGCCGACCGGAGGCCUGGCGCUCGGGCACCCGGGCCGCGAUGACGUGUUUACCGGAGAGAGGGAGUUCCUCCUCACCUCCUCGGGCCUGGAGGCCCCGCGGAGACCCAACGGAGUGCCGCGGGAUGGGGAGCUCAACGGGCAGAGGGGCGCCGCCGAUGGCGUGCGCAGGGACGGCCACAUGGGCAUCAACGCCACCGUCGGCGUGCCCUCCCUCGACGCCAAGGGCCCAGGGUCAGAGGGCAACGGCAAGGGUGGGGGCAAGGCCGAGCCGAGCCAGCUGGUGAAGAUCCCGGUCACUCUCACCGGGCCCGCCGGAGACUCCACGCAGCUGCAAGGCGCGGGGAAGGAGGAUAAAGAGGCGGAGGCGGAGGAGGGGGAGGGGGCGGAGGGCGACCCCACGGGCCCCAAGCCCAUGGUGCCCUUCAGUUCCAUGUUCGUCUUCAGCACCACCAACCCUGUGCGCCGUGCGUGCCACUACGUGGUGAACAUGCGCUACUUCGAGAUGUGCAUCCUCCUGGUCAUCGCCAUGAGCAGCAUCGCGCUCGCCGCAGAGGACCCCGUCGAUGCCGGCUCCAUCCGCAACAAGGUGCUGCGGUACUUCGAUUACGUCUUCACUGGGGUCUUCACCUUCGAAAUGGUCUUUAAGAUGAUCGACCUGGGCCUGGUGCUCCACCGUGGGGCCUACUUCCGCGACCCCUGGAACAUCCUGGACUUCAUCGUCGUGAGCGGCGCCCUCCUCGCGUUUGCCUUCUCAGGCGGUUCCGGGCCCCAAGAACCGCAAGGGAGGCAGGGAGGCAAGGAUCUGAACACCAUCAAGUCCCUGCGCGUGUUGCGCGUGCUGAGGCCCCUGAAAACUAUCAAGAGACUCCCCAAACUCAAGGCCGUGUUCGACUGCGUAGUGAACUCGCUGAAGAACGUCCUCAACAUCCUCAUCGUCUACAUCCUCUUCAUGUUCAUCUUCGCCGUCAUCGCUGUGCAGCUCUUCAAGGGGCGCUUCUUCUUCUGCAGCGACAACUCCAAGGAUCUCGAGAAGGACUGCAGGGGCUACUUCCUGGAGUACAAAAAGAACACGGUGGCCGAGGCGAAGAAGCGCGAGUGGCAGAAGUUCGACUUCCACUACGACAACGUCCUGUGGGCCUUCCUCACGCUCUUCACCGUGUCCACUGGGGAGGGAUGGCCUCAGGUGCUCAUGCGCUCGGUGCAGGCGACUUACGAGGACCAGGGGCCCAGCCCCGGCUACCGCAUGGAGAUGGCCAUCUUCUACGUCGUCUACUUCAUCGUCUUCCCCUUCUUCUUCGUCAACAUCUUCGUGGCGCUCAUCAUCAUCACCUUCCAGGAGCAAGGCGACAAGGUCAUGUCCGAGUACAGCCUCGAGAAGAACGAGCGCGCCUGCAUCGACUUCUCCAUCAGCGCCAAGCCGCUGACCAAGCACAUGCCCCAGAACCGCAACACCUUCCAGUACAAGAUGUGGAAGUUCGUCGUCUCCUCCUCCUUUGAGUACUUCAUCAUGACCAUGAUCGCCCUCAACACCGUCGUGCUCAUGAUGAAGUUUCACAACGCCCCUGUGGAAUAUGAGCAAGUGCUGAAAUACCUGAACAUCGUCUUCACCGUGCUCUUCUUCAUGGAGUGCCAGCUCAAGAUCAUCGCCUUCGGGACCCUGAACUACUUCAAAGACUCGUGGAACAUAUUCGACUUUGUCACGGUGAUCGGCAGCGUGACGGAUAUUGUGGUGACGGAGCUCAUCAAGAAGAAGAAUCUGAACCUCAGUUUCCUGCGGCUCUUCCGAGCGGCACGGCUCAUUAAGCUGCUGCGCCAGGGCUACACCAUCCGCAUCCUGCUGUGGACCUUCGUGCAGUCCUUCAAGGCCCUGCCCUACGUGUGCCUCCUCAUCGCGAUGCUCUUCUUCAUCUACGCCAUCAUCGGCAUGCAGGUGUUUGGUAACAUCAAGCUGAAUGACGACACGGCCAUCAAGGAGCACAACAACUUCCAGAACUUCUUCCAGGCACUCAUGUUGCUCUUCAGGAGCGCGACGGGCGAGGCGUGGCACGAGAUCAUGCUGGCGUGCCUGAGUGGGCGCGAGUGCGCCAAGGGCACGGACAUCUUCGAGAAGGACUGUGGCAGCGACUUUGCCUACUUCUACUUCGUCUCUUUCAUCUUCCUCUGCUCCUUCCUGAUGCUGAACCUCUUCGUGGCGGUCAUCAUGGACAACUUUGAGUACCUGACACGAGACUCCUCCAUCCUGGGCCCGCACCACCUGGACGAGUUUGUGAGGAUUUGGGGGGAGUACGACCCCGCGGCUACCGGGCGCAUCCAGUUCUGGGACCUCUACGACAUGCUGAGGGUGAUCGCGCCUCCGCUGGGGCUGGGCAAGCGGUGUCCACAGCGCGUGGCCUACAAGCGCCUGGUGCGGAUGGACAUGCCGAUCGCGGAGGAUCGCACCGUGCACUUCACCACGACACUCAUGGCGCUCAUCCGCACCGCCCUGGACAUCAAGAUAGCCAAGGGUGGUGCGGACAAGUUUGAGUGUGACAGCGAGCUGCGCCGGGAGAUGAUGGCCAUCUGGCCCAACAUCUCCCACAAGACGCUGGACCUGCUGGUGCCCCCACACAGAGCUACGGACAUGACGGUUGGCAAGGUGUACGCUGCCAUGCUCAUCUACAACUACUACAGGCAGAACAAGAACCGGCGCUCGCAGCUGGCGCAGGGAGACGGGCAGCAGAGCCGCAAGCCGUCGCUCUUCCAGAGGAUGUUGGGGUCGCCCCGCCUGGACGCCCGGCCGGACAUGCAGGCGGGCCAGCAUCCACUGCUCGACGGAGAGACGCAGCCGGGUGAGCUCACCACGUCGGUGUCGUGGGUGACCCAGCGAGCCCAGGAGAUGGUUCAGAGGACGCGGCAGAGCCGGCGCAUCGAGCCCCCCUUCACCGGAUACGGCGCCGUGCAGACGUACGAGCUGAGCGCCCUCUCCUGCGCCGGCGACCCCCGCGCUUCGCUGGAGGCCCAGGCCCGCGCCACCUCCCUCCCCCGUCUCACCGUCGACGCUCAGGCACGUUACCUCGCCCUCUCUAACCCUACCCCCGCCGCCCGCCCCCCGCGGCCGUGCGCGGAAACUCCACAUUCCUUUGCCGGGGGAGGGGGGGGGUCACACAGUUCAUCCUUCGUUUGGUGUGACGGCCGCUGUCGGUUGGUUCCCGGUGUCACGGGGCCGCGACGUUGUGCCGGUGCUUCUCACUUCUAUUUACCUCUGUGGAGGGCGGCACUUGCCGAUAAAGGUCUGGGCAAACAUUCGCCAGCAUUGGUUGAUGUCAUGCCUGCAUCUGCUGAUGAGACGCUGAACGUCGAAACGGGUGCAGAGUUUUGCUUGCUUUGUAACCACUGCUGCUGAAAUCACGCUCUCCCAGAAGGCCGUGCAGCCAAUGGAAUUUGUAAAAAUGAAUUGAACUUUCACUCAAUCUUCUGUACGUGCAACAUACACACUCAUCAUCCUCUCUGUCCCUUUUUCUCUGAGUCAUGCCCCCUAAAUCUGAGUCGUUCCCCCGCUCUCUCUCUGAGUCGUCUCCUCUCUCUCUUAUCCAAUCUGUGUAUAUUUGAACUUCUUUCGCACCGUGCUUGUUGAACCGUGGUAAUCGGAGGUGCAACGAGUCGCAUUGUCCGGUCUCCGUCCACACACACGCACCGCGGUCUUUGGCAAUUACGCUCAGCCCUGCGUCUUCGUCCGGCCACCCGUUACCACCCACACCGCCACCCACCCCGCCGCGUGUGACUCUUCUUGCGUUUGAGGCAUUCGUAGACGCGAGCAAACAUGUAAACUUGGGGAACGGGGGGGAGACGCUGGGAGCUCAGCAGCCCGCCGGCACGGUGGAGAUGUUACUUGGGGGAAGAGAGCGAGAGACAGUGAGAGACAGUGAGAGACCGAGAGAGCGAUAGAGAAAGA
Petromyzon marinus (sea lamprey) is the source of this 9405-nucleotide messenger RNA. The record is from RefSeq and is a predicted model, not a curated record. NCBI's taxonomy places the organism in Eukaryota, Metazoa, Chordata, Hyperoartia, Petromyzontiformes, Petromyzontidae.